AUGUCUCAUUCCAGAAAAGCAGAACUUCCAGCUGUCAUUAUUGACAAUGGUUCUGGGGUGUGCAAGGCAGGGAUCUCUGGAGAGCAAGCACCAAGAACAGUUGUUGCUACUGUAGUUGGCUACCCUAAGUCCCAAGCAAUUAUGUUUGGUCCUGUCCAGAGGGAGUCUUACGUUGGGAAAGGGGCCCAGGCCAAGAGAGGCAUCUUGUCUUUUAAAUACCCAGUGGAACAUGGAAUAGUGACAUCUUGGGAUGACAUGGAGAAGAUAUGGAGGUAUAUCUACAGACAUGGACUCAGAAUAAGAGCCCGAGAGAGACCUGUGUUGGUGACAGAGGCCCCGCUGAACCCAGCACCAAACAGAGAAAAAAUGACAGAGGUCAUGUUUGAAAACUUCCAAGUGCCUGCUAUGUUUGUGGGAUUGCAAGCUUUGAUGGCCCUCUACGCGGCUGCUCGCACAACAGGGUUAGUCUUAGACAGCGGAGACGGCGUCACUCUGACAGUCCCCAUCUACAAAGGCCAUUGUUUGCUCCACGCCAUUUCCAGGAUGAAUUUUGCAGGCCGGGAUAUUACGAGACACCUAGCGACGCUUCUCUUAGAGAGUGGGCACAGCUUCUUGAGCUCUGCUGAGAAGGAGAUUGUGAAGGACAUCAAGGAGAACUUGUGCUACGUAGCUUUAGAUCCUGACUGUCAGAAGGACAAGAGGUUGGUUCAUAAAUAUACUCUCCCAGAUGGAAACCCCAUCAAGAUUGGUGACCAGCUCUUCAGAGCUCCAGAGUCCCUUUUUAAGCCAGCUGAUGCCGGAGCCACAGCGCCCGGAAUUCACCAGAUGAUCUUGGACAGUGUUAUCAGAUGUGACGGGAGCAUCCACCAGACUAUCUGGAGGAAUGUGAUCAUGGCGGGUGGAUCUACCCUCUUCUCUGGUCUAAGGGAAAGGCUUCUGAAGGAGCUCCAAAUGCUUGUCCCCACGGGCACGCCAACAAAGGUCGAAGCCCCAGAAGAAAGGAUGCACUCUGUCUGGAUUGGAGCCUCAGUACUCACCAGCUUGGCUUCAUUUAGAGACAUGUGGGUGACCCAGCAGGAGUAUAAGGAAGUGGGUCCAACCGUAUUGCAGAAGAAAUGCUUCUGA
Molecule: messenger RNA, 1125 nt
Organism: Rhineura floridana
Lineage: Eukaryota; Metazoa; Chordata; Lepidosauria; Squamata; Rhineuridae
Exons: 1
Coding region: 1-1125 (374 amino acids)
Source: RefSeq, a predicted model, not a curated record